GGGUGGGUUUGGGGAGACCAGCCCUGCACCCUGGCCAAGCUGCCUCUUGUGGGAGCCCUGACAGGUCCCCCAUGGCCUGGCAGACAGUAUUCCCAUUGAGGGCCAGGUCAGGGGGUUCAGCCAGGCCAGCAGGGCACAGCCUGGCAGUCUGGACAGAGGUUGCAUCAGCCUGAAUAGUGCUUGGGGGCAGGGGACCCUGCUGGGAGGGCAGAGGCUGGCUCGCUUGUCCAAAGACCCAGGAAGCAAAGUCCGGACCACAGGAACGCAAGGCCAGAAGGCUGGGCCCUUCCUGGCCUCCCGGCGCCUGGGUGGUGACCUGCUGUUUGACCCGCACAGGCAGCCUGCUCUCAAUGAGCCUCAGUCUUCCCAUCUGUACAAUGGGGGCGCUGAACUAGGCUGGUCCCAGCUCCAGCAGCCCACCCUCAGGCCCCCCGCGCCUCCUGCUUCCCCAGCCCCGGCUGUGGGCGGCCACAUGCAGUCCUGGAGAAGGAAGUCCCUUUGGCUGGCUCUGCUGGCCUCCUGGCUCCUCGGCCUCCUGGGGAUCUUUCCCCUCCUCCGCCUGGCAGUGCCCACCGGACCUCGGGCAGGGGCCCCCCGAGGCUGGCCCCGCUGGCUGGAUGCAGAGCUCCUGCAGAGCUCCUUCCAGCCCGGGGAGCCCCCAGAAGAUGCCCCUCCACCUCCUCCGGCCCCCCGCGGCGGCAGCUGCGACUGGGGAGCUUGCUUUGACACCUCCAAGUGCCGGAGCGGUGGCUUCAAGGUGUUCGUGUACCCAGCGGCCGGACCGCCCUCUGAGACUCAGCACAAGAUCCUGGCUUCCCUCGAGGGGUCCCGCUACCACACCGUCAGCCCCACCGAGGCCUGCCUCCACCUCCUCAGCCUGGACGCCCCGGCCGGAGCGUGCGGCCCGCUGCCCCCGGAAUGGAACCGGGGCAAGAACCACCUGGUCCUGCGGCUGCACCCGGCCUCCUGCUCUGGGACCUUCCCGCGCGGACAGGCGAUGGUGGCCGAGGCCAGCCCCGCGGGGGACGCCUUCCGGCCCGGCUUCGACGUGGCCCUCCCGCCGCUCCCCGAAGCCCACCCGGUUCGCGGUGGAGCUCCCGGCCGGCUGCGCCAGCACAGCCCCCACCCCGGGGAGGCGCUGCUGGCCCUGGCGGAGGAGGGGGGCGGGUGGCGCAUGGCAGGUGCUGACUCCUCUGCCUGCCCCCGGUCUGGACACUGCGAGCGGGACGGUGGACCGGAGCCGACCCACCCUGGGGCAGCGCUGCCCAACGCCACCUUCUGCCUCAUCCCAGGCCGCCGUCCUGAUGCCCUGCGCUUCCUCCAAGCCCUGCAGGCCGGCUGUAUCCCUGUGCUCCUCAGCCCUCGCUGGGAGCUGCCCUUCGCAGAGGUCAUCGACUGGACCAAGGCUGCCAUCGUGGCAGACGAGAGGCUCCCGCUGCAGGCCGUGGCCGCCCUCCAGGAGAUGCCCCCCACGCGGGUCCUCGCCCUGCGCCAGCAGACCCAGUUCCUGUGGGACACCUACUUCUCCUCCGUGGACAAGGUCAUCCGGACCACUCUCGAGAUUAUUCAGGACCGGAUCCUUGGAGUGUCCGCUCGCCCGUUGCUGAUGUGGAACAGCCCGCCGGGGGCACUCCUGGCCCUGCCCACGUUCUCCACAAGCCCCUCACACUUCCCCUUCUAUCACCUCCAGCGGGGCUCUCGCCCUGCAGGCAGGUUCAGCGCCCUCAUCCGGGUGGGGGCCACAGGCCAGCCCCCCCUGAAGCUCAUCCGGGCAGUGGCAGGCUCCCAUCACUGUGCCCAGAUCUUGGUUCUCUGGAGCAAUGACAAGCCACCCCCAUCCAGCUGGCCUGAGACAGCAGUGCCCCUGACAGUCAUGGAGGGGCACAGGAAGGCCAGUGACCGCUUCCUCCCGUUCCGUGCCAUCAGCACCGACGCCAUCCUCAGCCUCGAUGCCCACAGCAGUCUUUCCACCAGUGAGGUGGACUUUGCUUUCGGGGUGUGGCAGAGCUUCCCGGAGCGGAUGGUGGGCUUUCAGACAUGGAGCCACUUCUGGGAUGAGGCCCAGGGCGGCUGGGGCUAUACUGCUGAGAGGGUCAACGACUUCUCCAUGGUCCUCACCUCGGCAGCCUUCUACCACAGGUAUUACCACACCCUGUUCACCCACUCCCUGCCCGCGGCCCUGAGGAGCCGGGCCGAGGCCGCCCCGGGCUGCGCGGACGUCCUGAUGAACUUCCUGGUGGCAGCGGCCACCAAGCUGCCCCCCAUCAAGGUGCCCUGCGGGAGGCGGCCCGCGGAGGCCGGGCCACCGCAGGCGCCCGGGGGCCUGGGGCCCGCGCCGCAGCCCGCAGCCCGGGACUGCAUCGACCAGCUGGCGGCGGGGUUCGGCCACAUGCCCCUGGUGUCCUCUCGCCUCCGCCUGGACCCGGUGCUCUUCAAGGACCCGGUGUCCGUGCUGCGCAAGAAGUACCGGAGCCUGGAGAAGCCCUAAGGGGGACCGGUCCCUGCCUCACUGCCCGCAGCGCGGAGUCUGCUCGGAGCCGGAGGCUCGGCUCAGGUGUCCCCGCCCCCGAGACACCAGGUACCCAAUCAGAGCUCCCAGUGGCCAAUACGUCAGGCCCCUAUUGGCCUAUCAUAGAGCCGGGGGCGGGACUCCAGCCCGGCAGCCAGCUUCUGUUUUCAGAUGCGAGGCGACAUCUAUCCUGUUUCCGUGCCUUUGCCCCGCGGACUCCUCCGCUGAGCUGGCGUCUCCAAUCCUCGCCUCCCCCGGGGUUUGCCCGACCCCCAGCCCCUCUCGGGAUCGGUUGGUCUCCUCUGCGCGUUCACAGCCCCGUGUGCCCGCAGUCCCGGCACUGUGGCCGCGUCCACCGCCGGCCCCCGGACGGUCUGGACACCCCGGGGCGUGUCCUCCUCUCUCUGGCCUUGCAGGUAGCGCUGCGGAUAUUGGACGAAAAGACCAUUGGAAGAGACAUCCUUUGCGCACCUGCCCUGGGAGGACGGUGCCGGGAGGGUGGACAGGAUGUGCCGAGGGAGAAGACCAACCUCCGUCCCCAUCCCUGUGGUUCCUAGUCCGGCGGGGAGGCAACUCUCCGCAGACGCCGGGGUUGUCAGGCGCCAUCCUCGCGUCCCAGCGAUGAAGCAAAGAGGCACCGGGAAGCCAGUUUCUGCGCUGCUUUCCCUACCGGGCGGAGCGAAUGGGGAGGGGAGAAAAGAGAUGAGAACGCAGGCGAUCCGCCCCGGCGGGCCCGGGACUCUCGGCGCGAGCUCGGUCGUCGCCCUGCAUUACCAGGCAGGACCGCUAGAGGGCAGCGCCGCCCCGCGCUCCCUCCUCCGGGACCGGGAAUGCAGUUCUCAGCUCCCUCCGGUCGGAGAGCGAGCCUGGGCGCUAGGAGGCUUGGAGGUGUGCAGCCUGAAGUCUGCAAAACCAGGAAGAGGGGACUAACUGAAGGAGGAGGCCACGCCUUAGCCCACACUAAGCAGGGCCGUCUGGAGUGGGCUAGGUGGGAGCAGAAACUGGAGUGCCUGUAGGUGAAAGUGCAGCGGGGGAGGGGACGCUGAGCUCUCCCGGGUUCAUCCACCUGGAACAGGAAUUAUCGCUUCCGAAAUACAGCGCCUGUCCGUGCCCCCUCGAGCUGAGGCUAUAAAUAUUCCUACAGCAGCUGCACGAGGGAGGAGCCUGCGAGGGGGACGGCUCUAGACGGGUAGGGGCCAUGGGUCCAGCCCAGGUCCAGGGUGUCAGGUGUUUUUCUGCUUUGAUGGCCUCGCCGCUGUGGAAACUCCCGUGACCAGCUCGCGGGCCAGAACACGCCGUCCCCCGGGGCCUCUCCAAGGCUUCCCAUCCCCAGCCUCCAGCCUGACCUCUGCUCCCUGGGGCCAGUCACAGCUGGGGUGCUGAGAAGGCUCUCCCUUGGAAGAUUCUUGAGGUGGAGGGGGGACUGGGAGGGAGGCAGCCUGGCCCAGGACCAAGAGCAGCUGAGAGUGGGUGAGGGAGCACACAGCUGCAGCCCAGGCCGCCUUCCCAGGGUGGAGGGCUCCGAGUGCCAGGCAGGCCAGGGAAAGAGUCACCUUUCUCCACCCCGAUCACAGCUGCAGCAACCAAAACCCUAAGCUGCCUUGGCACAGCCUUGCCCGUGGGAGGGCAUGCAAGGCCCAAGGACUCACACUGUAACAACACGCAGCUCUGAGCGGGCCCCCAGCCCCCGCGGUGGGGGGAGGCCCAGGGGAACGAGGCAGAAACCCCAGACCUGCCUCACCCUGGCUGUGUGACUUAAGGCAAGUGACACAACCUCUCUGUUUUCUCCUCUGCAAACAUGAAGAAUUCUGCCCAGACACCGUGGCUCAGUGGUUGAGUGUUGACCAAUGAACCAGGAGGUC
Messenger RNA from Pipistrellus kuhlii (Kuhl's pipistrelle), 4371 nucleotides. It is a transcript of the gene EXTL1, whose product is annotated as exostosin like glycosyltransferase 1. The record is from RefSeq and is a predicted model, not a curated record. Lineage: Eukaryota; Metazoa; Chordata; Mammalia; Chiroptera; Vespertilionidae. Gene Ontology annotation, cellular component: membrane. The coding region runs from base 473 to 2488 and encodes 671 amino acids. The transcript has 12 exons. Gene Ontology annotation, molecular function: glycosyltransferase activity.